Molecule: messenger RNA, 3035 nt
Organism: Tricharina praecox
Lineage: Eukaryota; Fungi; Ascomycota; Pezizomycetes; Pezizales; Pyronemataceae
Product: muts domain V-domain-containing protein
Exons: 6
Coding region: 68-2815 (915 amino acids)
Biological process (GO): mismatch repair; mitotic recombination
Cellular component (GO): nucleus; MutSalpha complex
Molecular function (GO): ATP-dependent DNA damage sensor activity; ATP binding; mismatched DNA binding
Source: RefSeq, a predicted model, not a curated record
CCACAACCACCACAACCCACCACAACCACCACAACCCACCACACCCACCAAAACCACAACAAACAAGAUGGGAUCAAGGCCAGAGUUAAAGGUUGACGACGAGAACGGCUUCAUCACGUUCUUCAACCGUCUCCCAGAAACCGACGCGAUCCGUCUCUUCGAGCGUAAUGACUUCUACACUGUCCAUGGAAGCGAUGCUGUAUUCGUUGCCACUACCGUCUACAAAACCACCAGCGUAAUCCGGAAGCUUGGAUCGUCUCGCAAUGCUCUCGAGUCGUGUACGUUGUCGACUGCUGCCUUCCGAAACUUUCUCAGGGAGGUCCUCUUCGGACAGGGCAAGAGGGUUGAGAUUUGGCAGCAGAAGGGAAGAGGUAGUUGGGAAAUCGGAAAACAGGCGUCUCCGGGAAAUCUACAAGACGUCGAGGAGGAUUUCGCCGGACAAAUUGAGAGCGCGCCGGUGAUUGUUGCGGUAAAGAUUCAGGUCAAGGGAGAGGAUCGAACGGUGGGCGUGUGUUUUGCAGAUGCGAGUGUGAGAGAGCUUGGGGUCUCGGAGUUCGCAGACAACGAGGUCUAUUCCAACCUCGAGUCCCUCAUCAUCCAACUUGGUGCGAAAGAAGUCGUAUUGCAAGAGGACAAGCUCGGAAAGGACUAUGAACUCAAGAAAAUCCGCGAACUAGUGGAUCGUUGCGGUGUCGCCAUGACGUUGAACAAGCCCUCGGAUUUCUCCAUCAAAGAUAUCGACCAAGAUCUCGAGAGACUACUGGCCACCGAGGGCACCGCCAACAUCCUACCAUACAUCGAGCAGAAGGUCGCAAUGAGCGCUGCUUCUGCCCUGAUUCGGUAUCUUAGUCUGAUGAACGACGAGUCCAAUUUCGGCAAUUACAACCUCUACCAGCACGACCUGUCCCAGUUCAUGAAGCUGGAUGCAUCGGCGGUCAGGGCACUUAAUCUGAUGCCGGGUCCUCGAGAUGGAUCCAAGAACAUGUCGCUGUACGGGUUGCUCAACAAGUGCAAGACGUCGAGCGGAACGCGGCUACUGGGCCAAUGGUUGAAGCAACCCUUGAUGAGCCUGGAGGAGAUCGAGAAGCGCCACAGCCUCGUCGAGUCGUUCGUAGAAGACACCGACCUCCGACAGACAAUGCAGGAGGAGCAUCUCAAGAAAAUUCCGGAUCUCAACAGAUUAGCCAAGCGUUUCCAGCGGAAAAUUGCCAAUCUGGAAGAUGUAGUCAGGGCUUACCAGGUAGUCAUCACACUUCCUGGCUUCAUCGGAACAUUGGAGGCUGUCAUGGAUGAAAAAUAUAAAGACCCUUUGGACGAGCAGUACACAAACAAGCUCCGUGAAAUAUCUUCAAAUCUUGAAAAGCUCCAGGAGCUCGUCGAGACGACUGUGGAUCUCGACGCCAUCGACAACCACGAAUUCCUCAUCAAGCCUGAAUUCAACGAAGACCUUCAAAACAUUAGGCAGCGAUUAGACGACCUUAAGGAAGCGAUGAAUAAAGAGCAUCGCCGCGCCGGCUCAGAUCUUGGGCAAGAGAUCAAUAAGAAGCUAUUCCUGGAAACUCACAAGGUUUAUGGAUGGUGCUUCAGAUUGACGAGGACUGAAGCAGGUGCGAUCAGGAACCGCAAGGAUUACAAGGAGAUGACUACGCAGAAAAACGGUGUCUACUUCACCACCACGAACUUGAAGGACCUCAACCGGGAAGUGGACCAGGCUACUCAGACUUAUGACCGCACUCAAAGAGGCCUGGUUGAUGAGGUUGUGGCAAUAGCAGGAUCGUACUGUCCCGUAUUGGAGGAGCUCGCUGGUGUCCUUUCCCACCUAGAUGUCAUAGUCAGCUUUGCGCACGUCGCAGUGCACGCUCCUACAGCAUAUGUCCGGCCCAAGAUGCAUCCUCGUGGCCACGGCGACACCAUCCUGAAGGAAUCUCGUCACCCCUGCAUGGAGAUGCAAGACGACAUCCAAUUCAUCACGAACGACGUGACACUCAAACGCAAUGCCUCCGAAUUCCUGAUCAUCACGGGACCCAACAUGGGCGGAAAAUCCACGUACAUCCGACAGAUCGGCGUCAUCGCGCUGAUGGCACAAGCCGGCUGCUUCGUCCCCUGCGACGAAGCCGAACUUACCAUCUUCGAUUGCAUACUCGCGCGCGUGGGAGCCAGCGACUCGCAACUCAAGGGCGUAUCCACCUUCAUGGCGGAAAUGCUGGAAACCGCCACGAUCCUCAAGUCCGCUACCUCGGAAUCACUGAUCAUCGUCGACGAGCUGGGGCGUGGAACGAGCACGUACGAUGGAUUCGGUCUUGCCUGGGCAAUUUCGGAACACAUCGUCAAGGAAAUCCGCUGCUUCGGAAUGUUCGCCACACAUUUCCACGAGCUCACCGCGCUCAGCGAUGAGUACAACACCGUCAAGAACCUCCACGUCGUAGCCCACAUCGGCAACCGUAAAGAAGAAGGGCGCGAAGUCACACUACUCUACAAAGUCCAAGAAGGCGUAUGUGACCAAUCCUUCGGCAUCCACGUCGCCGAACUGGUCAAGUUCCCAUCCAAAGUAGUAAAAAUGGCGAAACGUAAAGCCGACGAGCUCGAGGACUUUACAGCCAAGCACUCGGAAGGCGGACAGUGCACGAAGGAGCAGAUCACCGAGGGCUCGGCACUGCUAAAGAAGAUGCUGCUGGAGUGGAAGGCUGCGAUCACCGCGGCCGGCGAGUUGUCCCCCAUCGAGAAGAAGCUCGAGCUGAAGAAACUCGCUAUGGGGAAGUACAGGGAGGCGUUCGAGAAGGAUCCGUUCUUUCAGAGCGUUAAGGCGCUUGUGUAGACCAGAGGAUGGGACAAGAAGAGGAGGAAUUUUAUGGGAUUUACUGGCGGUGCAACCUACCUACGAACUUUGAUGUAUUUCUAGUAUAGUGGACGCGCACCCUUUUUUCGGCGUAGUUGGUUUGGCUUUGGUACGUAACAUACUGGCAUACUUUUAAUGGUAGAUCGCUUUGGGAGAGCAAUGAUACACGGAUUGCGGCGCUCUUGUCAAAGUGCCUGGG